AUGGCACCAAGGAAAAAUUACACUCAAGAACAAAUGGCAAAAGCCAUCGAAGAAGUCAGGCAAGGGCAAAAAAUUUCUGCUGCUGCGGUAAAGUAUGGCGUCCCGAGAAUAACAUUAUAUAAUAAAAUCACUGGAAUAAGUCCAGUAGAGUGCAAUAUGGGCCCAGAUACUAUUCUCACAAAGGAAAUCGAAAUGAUAUUGGUUAAGUGGAUUUUAUACAUGGCCGAUAAUCAUUUUCCUAUUACAAAGGAUCAGCUGCUUGAUAGCGUCCAAAAAAUCAUUAUUGAGAAAGAUCAAGGUCCUUCGUGUCCUUUUACCAACAAACGGCCAGGAAAAAAAUGGUACAAAUCUUUCCUAAAACGACACCCGGAAAUUGCACAACGCACAGCUCAAAAUUUAACAAAAGCAAGAGGAGACGUCACAGAAGACGACCUCAAGGAGUGGUUUAAAACUAACACCGAUUAUUUAAAAAAUCGAGGAUUAUACGAUACAAUAAUGACUGAUCCUAGACGUAUUUUUAAUACAGAUGAGAGUGCCUUUUUCCUACAACCAAAACCUGGACGAGUACUAGUUCGAAAAGGGGAAAAAAUGUUUAUAACAGCUCCGGCGACGAAAAAGAAAAUUUUACUGUAUUGA
Parnassius apollo (apollo) is the source of this 636-nucleotide messenger RNA. The record is from the annotation of a GenBank genome assembly. Lineage: Eukaryota; Metazoa; Arthropoda; Insecta; Lepidoptera; Papilionidae.